Messenger RNA from Brassica napus (rape), 1111 nucleotides. RefSeq lists its product as uncharacterized. The coding region runs from base 777 to 1085 and encodes 102 amino acids. Lineage: Eukaryota; Viridiplantae; Streptophyta; Magnoliopsida; Brassicales; Brassicaceae. The transcript has a single exon. The record is from RefSeq and is a predicted model, not a curated record.
UUGAAUGAAUUUUUGAUAUAAAUCAAUUUUAAAUUAUUAUUUUGAUUUGAAUAUGUAUAUCAAGUAACAUAAACCCAUUACUUUUUAAUAUAAUGUAAUUGACUUCUAAUUUUUUUAAUAGCAUAAGUCCAUUAAUAUUCUUUUCUUAGUUACUAAUAUCCAUGUUUCCAAACAACACUAUUUUUUUAACUGCUAUCUAUGUUGCCAAACAAAAGAUUAAAGUACUUAUACUUUAAUAAGAUAGAUCUAUGUUGCCAAAACAAAAGCUUAAAGUACUUAUACUUUCUACUUUAAUAAUAUAGAUUGCUUUUUUUUCCUAACUUAGUGUUAUCUAUGUUUCCAAACAACACUUAUUUUUUUAACUGAUAUCUAUGUUGGCAAACAAAAGCUUAAAGUACUUCUACUUUAAUAAGAUAGACGUUAUUAUCAAUUAAUUUGGCAUCACUUCAAUAAAAAAUGAUAUAAUUUUCUUAAUUUAGAUCACUUUACAAAAAUGAUGCUAUUUUAUAAAUUUAUAUCAAUUUAAAAACUCAUGUAUUUUUUUUUUGUUAGCAUCACUUAUUAAAGUGAUACAUAAUUUGCAUCAAUAAAAAAUGAUGCUAACAAAAAAUUAUAAAUUAUGUAUUUAUAUGUAUUUUAAACAUCAUUUUAAAAAUGAUGCUAUUUUGUUUUAACUUGCAUCAGUUAAAAGCUAAUUUAGACCAAUAAAAAAAAAUUCAUCCCAAAUAGAAACUAAUUUUACAAAUAGCAAACGUGCUGUGUUUUAAUUUAAAGGCAUGAGAGAUUCAAGAACAUCAUCUUCAGAGAUGACCGCUUGGUGUUCUGCUGUUGUGUUGUUGUCUUUAAUACUUUUGUUAUCAGUUCGUGAGAACAACGCUUCCGGUUCACCUAGAGGGUCUCAAUUCUCAGAGAAAACUUGCGAAGAUAUUUAUGUCGUGGGAGAAGGAGAAACGCUUCACACCAUCGACGAUAAAUGCGGCGACCCUUUUAUAGCUGAGAGAAACCCGCAUAUCCAUGACCCGGAUGACGUCUUCCCGGGUCUUGUUAUCAGGAUCGCACCCUUUUACUUCCCCAGGAAAGUGUAACAUAUAUAAAAAAGUUAGUUGUCUCU